AUGGGGCCGGGAGAUCUCCCCCUCCCCUCGUCAUGUUGCCCGGUUUCCAAUUCCCUCACGGAUGGGCUUUGGCAGGAUGCAUUGCAUGGGGACAGCAAGGCAGGAGCACCAGCAGGCUCAGCGGUGCGGGGGAACGAGGGGGGCGAGCAGCAGGCGUGCGAGGGCAGGGGGCUGUCUCUGGAGCAGUUUGAGGUGGUGCUGCGGCGAGUGGAGGGGCAGAUGAAGACCCUGCCACGGCACGGCACUGGUGGCGGCGCAACAGGGGCAGUACGUGGCGCGCUGCUUUAA
Messenger RNA from Closterium sp. Naga37s-1, 288 nucleotides. The record is from the annotation of a GenBank genome assembly. NCBI's taxonomy places the organism in Eukaryota, Viridiplantae, Streptophyta, Zygnematophyceae, Desmidiales, Closteriaceae.